AUGGAUAAGUCGUGGAUUUGGCUUCCAAGGAAUAGCCACGAGUAUUCAGAAGGAGCAACUAAUUUUGUGAAUUCGUCCGCAAAAAGAUUGGGAAGUCUGUCUGAAAUGCUAUGCCCUUGUAGAGACUGCCGCAAUCUGAGCCAUCAGUCACUGGAUAAAAUUGUGGAGCAUUUGGUGAUUAGGGGUAUGGAUAAGAAGUAUAAGAGUUCUCGUUGGAGUAUUCAUGGAGAAAAAAAAGAUUCUGCAGAAGACAGUGUUCUUCAAUAUGAAACAGAGGCGUUUGAUUUGUUUAAGACAAUAUUCUCCAUGGACGAAGGUGGUCCAAACCCGACAACUGACAACGAAGACGAUGAAGCACCAGAGGAAAUUGAGUUUAAGAAAAAGCUCAGAGACGCUCAAACGCCAUUAUACUCGGAUUGUCUCAAGCACACAAAGGUUUCAGCUAUCAUGGGACUUUACAGAUUCAAGGUUAAAAGUGGUGUGUCGGAGAACUACUUUGAUCAGCUGUUGGUUUUACUUGAGGAUUUGCUACCUGAAGACAAUGUUCUUCCCAAGAGUUUAGCUGCAAUCAAGAAAUUUCUGAAGAUCUUUGGGUUCGGCUACGACAGUAUUCAUGCUUGCAAGAAUGAUUGCAUAUUGUAUAGGAAGGAGUAUGAGAACCUAGAAAGCUGUCCAAGAUGCAAAGUUUCAAGAUGGGAAAUGGAUAAGCACAGUAAUGAGUUAAAGGUGGGGAUUCCGGCAAAGGUCCUUAGAUAUUUUCCAAUCAAGGACAGGUUUAGGAGGAUGUUUAGAUCACAAAGGAUGGCUGAAGAUCUGCGUUGGCACUAUACCAAUGCCACUGAAGAUGGUACAAUGCGGCACCCUGUUGAUUCUAUCUCUUGGGCACAAGUGAAUGCUAAAUGGCCAGACUUUGCUGCUGAUCCACGGAAUCUUCGACUUGGGAUUUCUACAGAUGGGAUGAACCCUUUCUCCAUGCAAAGCACCAAUCACAGCACAUGGCCAGUGUUGUUAGUGAACUAUAACACGCCUCCAACCAUGUGUAUGAAGGCUGAGAAUAUAAUGCUGACUUUGUUGAUCCCUGGUCCUACUGCUCCUGGUAACAACAUUGAUGUUUACCUAGCACCACUGAUAGACGAUCUAAAGGAUUUGUGGGCUGAGGGUAUUGAAGUGUAUGACUCAUUUGCGAAGGAGAACUUUAAUCUCAGAGCCUUGCUGCUUUGGAGUAUCAGUGACUAUCCAGCCUUAGGAACACUGUCUGGAUGUAAAGUAAAGGGGAAACAAGCCUGCAAUGUAUGUGGAAAGGAUACACCUGCAAGGUGGCUUAAGUUUAGCCGCAAGUUUGUCUACAUGAGUAACAGAAGGAGACUACCGCCUGGCCAUCGUUACAGAUAUAAAAAAGCUUGGUUUGACAACACUGUGGAGGAAGGGAAUGCUAAUAGGAUACAAACAGGCGCUGAGAUAUAUGAGACACUACAAGCUUUUACGAAUGAUUUUGGUAGACCUCUAGAGAAGGAAAAAAAAAGGAAAAGACUAGAGUUGGAAGAUGAUGAGAGGUUACAAGAAGAAGAGUGUGAAGAAUCAAAUGAACUAUGGCGGUGGAAGAAGAGAUCAAUAUUCUUUGAUCUACCUUACUGGAAGGAGUUGCCUGUUCGUCACAAUAUUGAUGUUAUGCACGUAGAAAAGAAUGUGUCCGAUGCUAUAUUGUCUCUGUUGAUGCAAAGUGCGAAGUCAAAAGAUGGGUUGAAAGCAAGAAAAGACUUAGAAGAUAUUGGAAUCAGAAAGCACUUGCACACAGAGGUGAGGGGAAAGAAAACAUACUUACCUCCUGCUGCCUACUGGUUAUCGAAGAGAGAGAAGACCAUUUUCUGCCAAAGGUUAGCUAAGUUUAGAGGCCCUGAUGGUUAUUGUGGUAAUAUUGCGAAUAGUGUUUCAGUUAACCCUCCAAAUAUUGGUAGUUUAAAGUCGCAUGAUCAUCAUGUCUUAGUACAGAACUUGUUACCAGCUGCAUUAAGAGGGUUGUUACAUAGGGGUCCUAGGAUAGCCAUAAAUAGAUUAUGCAGUUACUUCAACAGGUUGUGUCAGCGCAUCAUUGACCCAGAGAAACUUAUAUCCAUGGAGACAGAGUUUGUGGAGACAAUGUGUCAGCUGGAGCGCUUCUUCCCUCCAGCCCUUUUUGAUAUCAUGUUUCACCUUCCACUACAUUUAUCAAGAGAGGCACGGUUGGGAGGACCAGUUCACUUCCGAUGGAUGUAUCCCUUCGAAAGGUACAUGAAAACACUAAAGGCUUUUGUUAAGAAUUAUGCAAGGCCAGAAGCAUGUAUGGCUGAGGCGUAUUUAGCUGGAGAAUGUGUUGCAUUUUGUUUAGAGUUCCUUAAAGAAUCAGUACCAGUUCAAGAAGCAGUUAAUCGUAAUGAAGAUGUUGAGGCUGAUAGAAUGGUGGUUGAAGGCCGACCUCUGCAGAAGGGUAUAGAGGUUACCCUGUCAGAUAAAGAUAGAGACAUUGCACAUCGAUAUGUGCUAAUGAACAUGGCAUCUUUGGAUCCCUUUCUUGAGUAA
Messenger RNA from Brassica napus (rape), 2556 nucleotides. RefSeq lists its product as uncharacterized. NCBI's taxonomy places the organism in Eukaryota, Viridiplantae, Streptophyta, Magnoliopsida, Brassicales, Brassicaceae. The record is from RefSeq and is a predicted model, not a curated record. Bases 1 to 2556 code for a protein of 851 amino acids. The transcript has 4 exons.